Molecule: messenger RNA, 3975 nt
Organism: Phyllopteryx taeniolatus (common seadragon)
Lineage: Eukaryota; Metazoa; Chordata; Actinopteri; Syngnathiformes; Syngnathidae
Product: transcription factor 7-like 2
Exons: 8
Coding region: 2567-3394 (275 amino acids)
Biological process (GO): canonical Wnt signaling pathway; regulation of transcription by RNA polymerase II
Cellular component (GO): beta-catenin-TCF complex
Molecular function (GO): RNA polymerase II cis-regulatory region sequence-specific DNA binding; DNA-binding transcription factor activity, RNA polymerase II-specific
Source: RefSeq, a predicted model, not a curated record
GGUUAAUACACUACAGUGUGUCAUUGUGCAAUUCACAGAUGCAGUAGGCCUACAUGUAUAGUAGCUGUGAGUAGUAUAAGAGGGCCUCAGAGGAACAACUAACCAGGUGGUUCUCAAACAUUUUACACCAAGUACCACCAAAAAAUACACGUCCCUCCUAUUCCCACCAUAAUGACCAACAUUAAAAUAUGGUGGCGUGAUAGGCCCAAGUGUUUAGCAAAAAUGCUACUGUAACAUUAUGCGCCGUUUGAACAGUACUCUGUUUAACUAGAAGAAAAUGUUUUAAAAACAUUAAAAUGACCGGUACACACAAAAGGUAUACAAAUUGCAAUUUAAAGUUUGAAAACAAACAUUUCCAAAAUUUUAAAUAAAAAUGUAUUGAAUUUACCUGUACUCAACAAAUCUACUGUACUGGGUUAGAAAAAAGGUUGAAGCCACUAUAUUAUGCACAGGUCAAGCAUUUAAUUCUGUUAUUCUUUUAUGUAUCACUAGUGGCACUUGGACCACACUUGGAGAACCUCUGCUCUACUCUGUACCGCUUGUCCUCAUUUAGGUUGGGGUUAGGGUUGACUAGUCAACCAUUCACACUGAUGGCCAAUUUAGAGUCUUUGAUCAACUAUCCAUCCAUUUUCUGUACCGCUUAACCUCACUAGGGUCACGGGCGUGCUGGAGCAUAUCCCAGCUAUCUUCGGGCGAGAGGCGAGGCACACCCUGAACUGGUCGCCAGCCAAUCGCAGAGAACAUAUAAACAAACAACCAUUCACACCUACGGGCAAUUUAGAGUCUUCAAUCAACCUACCACACCUGCUUUGGGAUGUGGGAGAAAACCCACGGAGAACAUGCAAACUCCCCACAGGCGCGGGGCUGGGAUUUGAACCCCGGUCCUCAGAACUGUGAGGCAGCUGUGCCAACCAGUCGUUCACCGUGCCGCCUUCGAUCAACCUAAUGUUUGUUUUGGGAAUGUGUGAGGAGGCCAAGGCAUCCAGAGAAAACCCACGCAAGCACAGGAAGAAGAUGCAAACCCUACACAAGAAGGCUGAAAUUCGAACAUCAGAACUAUAAGGCCUUUAUUUGAACAAAUAUAUUUAACGAUAAUUUAUGAUACUGGUACAUCGUCACAUAGUGUUCAGUAUCAUUAUAAUCAUAAUACUGCACCUUAUUGCAGUGGUUCUCAAACAUUUUACACAAAGUACCACCAGAAAAAUACUUAGCGCUCCAAGUACUACUAUAACAACCAACAUUAAAAGUAGUCGUGUACUUGGGCCAAGUGUUCAUCAGAAACCAGGGAGAGGUUUUAUUCCUCAGAGGUAAAUUUAAUAUUAUUGUAAGUCACUGUGACAUUAUACACAGUUUGAACAUUCACACUGUCCUUGACUAUAGGAAACUAAAAACUGUACUUAAGUACAUUCAAUUAAAACGUAUUACACAUACAAGUUAACUGAAAAUUAUACAUGAAUGUUUGAAAGUUAAAUACAAUUGAACUGUAACUAACAAAUGUACUGUACUGUAUUUUUUUAAAAGGGUUAAUCCACUGUAACAUGCAGUUUGAACACUUAAUUCAGUGAUUCUUUUGCAGACCACUAGAGAGAGCCCGCACAACACUAGUGCCUCGUUGACUCGUACCAGCUUUGAGAACCACUGCCUUAUAGAAUGUUUGAAAAUAUUCUAUGCAAGUAAUAAAAUAAAUUUCACAAUUAAAUAUAAUUAAAUAUCAAUACAGUGUAUGCAUUCUGUAAAGCCCCCUUUGCCCCCCACACACCAUACAAAUGCAUUUAUACAAAUAAAGACCCCCUCUAAUGAAAAAUAUUUAAUAAAUGCCUGCAACUCACUGCAAAAUUAAUACCCCGGACAGUAUUUGAGGGAAUAGAGUAAAAACAAACGAAAAUAUUUUAUCUGCUAAACACAUGGUUCAUCCUGAUAGUGGUCGAAAUGGUGCUUUAGUGAAACCAUUCCACUGUUAUUUUAACUGAGAAAAUGCUGCAGCUGCUACUUAGUCUAAGGUCCUAAAAAAAAAAUGCAUCCUCUUUGAAAUCUCUGUUGUGUCUGUACUUUUUAAAAGACCAUUACUGUCAUAUCCAAAAUGAAUAUCUUAGCAUAUUAUCAAUGUAAUAUGCAUUUUUAUUAUUUUAGUUUUUAAUAGUUGUGCAAUAAAAUACUGCAGUCAUAUUCUGGUAGGUAGCCUAUGUAUGUUAUUUAUUUUUUCUGGUUGCAUUUUUCAACCAGUUUCCCAAUCUUAUAAAUUGUCCCUGGUGUUCGGAAUACAUUUUCAUUUGAACUGUUAUGUGUUUGGUCAUAGCUCGUCUGUACAAUAGCGGCUUUGAAGCCAUUUGUCGUUGUGUAUAUAGUUUUAUAGGGCCGUGGGUUUAAAGUGAUCUAACGUUUUGUUAUUUGUACGCCUUGAACUUGUCCUCUGUUGUAAUAUUCACAAAUGACAUGGUAAUUCGUGAUCAUACACUCGAAGAACGACUGCUCCGUAUUGAGGAUAUUACUGCUUUUCCAAUCUAGUUGCUCUUAAGUCCAUGGAUGAGCAUCAAAGAUUCAACGGAAUCUCUAUUUUUGCACUAAAAUGGAACCGAUGCCAAGAGGGGCUUGUGUGAAGGAUAUGAAGUGGUAUGAGAUGCUCACUCCGCUCUACGAGCCGCUGGAGGAGAUAGACUACCAGUGCAACCCUCGCCCCCCACCUCUUCCCACACCAAUUGACCCCGCCGACACGCCGCUCAACACCCUGCCUGUGUUCACAGGAAGUCAGUAUGCUGGCUCGGGUGACUGCUUCGUCCGGGGAGACAAUCUGAUGACUAUGAACUACAGAGCUCCACUGCAUCUAGGUUACAUGCAGCCGGCUCACCUGAACAUUGGGCCAGGUGGUGAUGUCACCAAGCAGUAUCUGGAGAACUAUCACCAGUCAACCUAUGAGUGGGCUCUCAAUCACCCACAUGCUCCCACUCCUCCACAGUUCUAUGAAAAAGCCAUGUUGAUACUGCCCGAGGGAGCAAGGUUUCCUCCUGCCGAAAUGCCGAGCUUUACAGAUUCCAUCUCCCCCUCAAGAAAGGUCCCGACAUCCAAUAAAAGGAAAAGUGAAAGCCAGGAGGACGAAGAGAAGGUUUACAUUAAAAAGCCACCGAACGCGUUUAUGAUAUUCCGGAAGGAGCAGAGGGAGAAUGUCAUGGCACAGUUGAACAUCCGUGACAGUGCUGUGGCCAAUAAAGUCCUGGGUCACAUGUGGAAAUCGCUGUCGGAGAAGGAGCAAGAGAAAUAUUACCAGCUCGCCGAUGCUGAAAAACGCCUUCACACCCAGCUGCACCCCAAUUGGUCGUGCACAGAUAAUUAUGGGCGAAAGAGGAGGAAGCAGAGGAGCAGAGUGGCUACUAAGGAAAUCCUCCAACCAAACUGCUGAGGCUCCUACUGUCACUUGACAAACUGUUCUAGUGUUUGACUUAAUCACAAGUCAUUAAGUUCUAUUGACUGAGCUGGAAAGUGCUCAGCAAGUUCAUUAAUUUUAAACAGGGUCUUAUUAAACCUCGUUGUUAUGAGAGGACAAAAGGGGCAUUUCUAGUCUAUCGUUAUGACUUCACCUCACACACGUCAGAGCAGCGAUAAUGUGGCUUGACUCCCAUGUUGACAGAAUAUUUAAAAUGAUAAAUGGUCAUAACAUCGCCAGAAUGAGUUAGUGUUCACAAGUAAUUUGAUUAUACAUACUGUAUGUUUGUGCAAUGAUAAGAUUUUACAAAAUGCUUCAUUAUCAUUGGUUGAUUAUACAUACUGUAUGUUUGUGCAAUGAUAAGAUUUUACAAAAUGCUUCAUUAUCAUUGGUUUCUUGUACUGUUGCGCAAUGAUAAGAUUUUACAAAAUGCUUCAUUAUCAUUGGUUUCUUGUACUGUUGCCACCAUUGUGUGAGCGAAUGAUUUCCAAAGAGAAGUGAACAAGCUUAACCAGGCAUGUCCACUUUACACGAAUAAAUGUAUACAUCUAUGAAAA